Salmo salar (Atlantic salmon) is the source of this 3974-nucleotide messenger RNA. RefSeq lists its product as uncharacterized. Gene Ontology annotation, biological process: regulation of transcription by RNA polymerase II. The record is from RefSeq and is a predicted model, not a curated record. NCBI's taxonomy places the organism in Eukaryota, Metazoa, Chordata, Actinopteri, Salmoniformes, Salmonidae. Gene Ontology annotation, molecular function: DNA-binding transcription factor activity, RNA polymerase II-specific; RNA polymerase II cis-regulatory region sequence-specific DNA binding.
AGAUUAAGUCUUAGGCCGGUAACAUCAACAGUGAGGACAAACCCAGCCUGCCUCUCUCCUUCCACACUGAGUCCAAACCUACAGUCACUGGGUCCUGAUUGUGACAGUGGAGCCCAGUUUGCACUGCAGGAUCCAGAGAUGGCAUCAGUGAAGCUGGAAGACUGCAGUCAAACACUGGAGCUGAAUGUCAACAUUAAAGAUGAAGAAGCCGAGGAGAAGAUUAGGACAACUGUUAAUCAUGGACACCAUGUUGAGACAUUCUCUACAUCCAGAGAGCAACAGCAGGAAGAUCACAGAGCUAAGAGGUCUCAUCACUGCCCACAUUGUGAAGAGAUUUUCCCAUUUCUAUCAAAGCUAAAAAUACACCUAAAAAUACACACAGGAGAAAAGCCUUACUCCUGUUCUGACUGUGGAAAAAGCUUCAAGACAUCAACGGUGCUAAAACUUCAUCAGAGAAGACACACAGGAGAGAAGCCUUAUUACUGCUCUGACUGUGGAAAACGUUUUAUAACAUCAACUCAGCUAAAAGUUCAUCAGAGAACACACACAGGAGAGAAGCCUUUCUUCUGCUCUGACUGUGGAACUAGUUUCUCUCAACUUUCCCACUUAAAAACACAUGAACGCAUACAUACAGGAGAGAAGCCUUAUUACUGCUCUGACUGUGGAAAAUGUUUUAAAACAUCAAAUGAGCUAAAAGUUCAUCAGAGAACACACACAGGAGAGAAGCCUUAUGUCUGCUCUGACUGUGGAAAAUGCUUCACAACAUCAACUGAUCUAAAAGUUCAUCAGAGAACACACACAGGAGAGAAGCCUUACUUCUGCUCUGACUGUGGGGAGAGUUUCUCUCAAAAGACCAACUUAAAAUCACACCAACAAAUACAUACAGGAGAGAAGCCUUACUCUUGCUUUGACUGUGGAAACCGUUUCUCCCAAUUGGGUAACUUAAAAUCACAUGAACGUAUACAUACAGGAGAGAAGCCAUACUCCUGCUCUGACUGUGGGAAGAGUUUCUCCCAAUUGCAUACGUUAAAAACACAUGAACGUAUACAUACAGGAGAGAAGCCUUUCGUCUGUGCUGACUGUGGGGUGAGUUUCUCUCAUCUGGGUACCUUAACAACCCACCAACGUAUACACACAGGAGAGAAGCCUUACUCUUGCUCUGACUGUGGAAAAUGCUUCACAACAUCAACUGAUCUAAAAGUUCAUCAGAGAACACACACAGGAGAGAAGCCUUAUUUCUGCUUUGACUGUGGAAAAUGUUUUAAAACAUCAAAUGAGCUAAAAGUUCAUCAGAGAACACACACAGGAGAGAAGCCUUAUGUCUGCUCUGACUGUGGAAAAUGCUUCACAACGUCAACUGAUCUAAAAGUUCACCAGAGAACACACACAGGAGAGAAGCCUUAUUCCUGCUCUGACUGUGUAAAAAGCUUCAAAACAUCAACUGAGCUAAAAGUACAUCAGAGAACACACACAGGAGAGAAGCCUUAUUACUGCUCUGACUGUGGAAAACGUUUUAAAACAUCAAAUGAGCUAAAAGUUCAUCAGAGAACACACACAGGAGAGAAGCCUUACGUCUGCUCUGACUGUGGGAAGAGUUUCUCCCAAUUGUAUACCUUAAAAACACACAAACUUAUACAUACAGGAGAGAAGCCUUACUCCUGCUCUGACUGUGGAAAAUGCUUCACAACGUCAACUGAUCUAAAAGUUCACCAGAGAACACACACAGGAGAGAAGCCUUACGUCUGCUCUGACUGUGGGAAGAGUUUCUCCCAAUUGUAUACCUUAAAAACACAUAAACUUAUACAUACAGGAGAGAAGCCUUACUCCUGCUCUGACUGUGUAAAAGAUUUCAAAACAUCAACUGAGCUAAAAGUUCAUCAGAGAACACACACAGGAGAGAAGCCUUAUGCCUGCUCUGAAUGUGGAAAAUGUUUUAAAACAUCAAAUGAGCUAAGAAUUCAUCAGAGAACACGCACAGGAGAGAAGCCUUAUGCCUGCUCUGAAUGUGGAAAAUGUUUUAAAACAUCAACAGAGCUAAAAGUUAAUCAGAGAACACACACAGGAGAGUAGCCUUUCUUCUGCCCUGACUGUGGAAUUAGUUUCACUCAACUUUCCCACUUAAAAUCACAUGAACAUACAUACAGGAGAGAAGCCAUACUCCUGCUCUGACUGUGUAAAAUGCUUCAAAACAUCAACUGAGCUAAAAGUUCAUCAGAGAACACACGCAUGAGAGAAGCCUUACCUCUGCUCUGACUGUGGGGUGAGUUUCUCUCACCAGAGCAACUUAACACACCAACGUAAAACACACCUUACUCCUGCUCUGUAGAAGGGUGGGCGUGUAACUCAAACGUCUAGCCAAAGGUUGUGUGCUUGAAUCUCAUCAAGGAGGAUUUUAGCUAAUUAGCAACUUUGCAACUACUUACUACUUUUUAGCUAUUACUUAGCAUGUUAGCUUAGCAUGCAACUACUUAGCAUGUUAGCUAACCUUUCCCCUAAACCCAUUUAACUCUACCUUAAACCCCUCACCCCUAACCUAGCUAAUGUUAGCAACAACAACUUGGAUUUCGUAACAUAUCAUACAUUAUACGAGUUGGUAACAUAUUGUAUAAAUAGCAAUGCGUAAAAUAAUAUACGAAUUGUAAUUCAUAACAUACCAUACAUCCUACAAGUCAUAUUAUAUUGAACAACAAUCUAAACGCAACAAUUUCAAAGAUUUACAGUUCGUAUAAGGAAAUCGAUCAAUUGAAAUAAAUAAAUGAGGCCCAAAUCUAUGGAUUUCACAUGCAGGGGCUCAGCAAUGGGUGGGACUUGGGAGGGCAUAGGCCCACUUGGGAGACAGGCCCAGCCAAUCAGAAUGAGUUUUUCCCCACAAAAGGUCUAUAUUACAGACAUAAAUACUACUCAGCCCCCCCCCCCCUCCUCAGACAAUCUUGCAGGUGAAGAGGUCCUGGGCUGCCAUGGUUACAUGUGAUCUGCAGUUGUGAGGCCGGUUGGAUGUACUGCCAAAUUCUCUAAAAAGACAUUGGAGGUGGCUUAUGGUAGAGAUAAAUAUUGAAUUCUCUGGCAACAGCUCUGGUGGACAUUCCUGCAGUCAUCAUGACAAUUACACAUUCCCUAAACUUGAGACAUCUGUGACAUUGUGUUGUGUGGCCUUCUAUUGUCCCCAGCACAAGGUGCACCUAUGUAAUGAUCAUGCUGUUUUAUCAGCUUCUUGAUUCGCCACACCUGUCAGGUGGAUGGAUUAUAUUGACAAAGGCUGAAAUGCUCACUAACAGGGAUAUAAACAAACUUGUGCACAACAUUUGAGAGAAAUAAGCUUUUUGUGCAUAUGGAACAUUUCUGGAAUCUUUUAUUUCAGCUCAUGAAACCAACACUUUGCAUGUUUUGUUUAUUUUUUAGUUCAGUUUAUAUUGGUAGGCCAAUGUAAUGAAACCUGACAUACUAAAUGGAGUGGCACGGAUGUGUUUGUAAUAUAUAAUACGUUUUUCUCUGAGACCAGGUUGUCCGUCUGCAGUGUUCUGUGGGAAUGAGCUAGUAGACACAUUUUUUUAUUGAACCUUUAUUUAAUGAGGCAAGUCAGUUAAGAACAAAUUCUUAUUUACAAUGAUGGCCAAGGAACAGUGGAUUAACUGCCUUGUCCAGAGGCAAAACGACAGAUUUUUACCUUGUCAGCUCAGGGAUUCGAUUUAGUAACCUCUUGGUUACUGGCCCAACGCUCUAACCACUAGGCUACCUUCCACCCCUAACAUGUAUCAGAUAGAGAUGGUAUGAUGAUCACUUUUCACCACUAGUUUGGGGGGAUUAUUUUACUUUAUUUAAUGAUACACAGCUUAUGCAAUGAAUACAUGUAUUUAUUAAUUGUCUUUAAAACUAGAUUAGUUAUUUUAGUUACUGAUCAUGAAUGUGUUUGGAUAACUGCAUUGAAGCAAACUUUAUUGAUCUGCCAAUGAAAAAUAAAGUUACAUGAAUAUGUA